UUUGUUUCAUUGAAGACGAUGAUGAACUAUCAAUUCAGAAUUAAAAUGAUAGUCAACAAUCAUUUUCAGGAAGUAUAUAUGGCUAUGCUGGGAAUCAAUUCUCUUCUGAUCAGAGAAAUCACAUUUCUACUUAUCUUUCCUAGCAAUCUCAACAUACACAAUCCAUAAAUCUAUUCUGAUUAUUAAAAUCUUUGAAAAUGGCAGCUUCCAACCAAACUCAACGCAUUUUCAUGACUGGCGCUACCGGUUACGUCGGUUCCAUCAUCACAGAACUCGCCAUAGCACAAGGCUAUAAAGUACAUGGGUUAUCUCGAGCUGAGUCUGGAGACGCCAAGUUACUCAAAGCUGGUGCGGUACCAGUACGUGGGGACCUUACCAGCCUUGAUACCCUGCGUAAGGAAAGCUCCGAGGCAGAUAUUGUUUUGCAUCUUGCAACUGCCUAUAAUCGAAGAAGUCCCGGCGGUUAUGAUGCCGCUUGGCCAACCGACAAGGCCGCAAUUGAAGCUAUUGCAGAUGGAUUAGAGGGAUCCAACAAACCAUUAGUUGUAACUGGUGGUGCGCUAUUCGUUGCUCCAGAUCCAAAUGGUGGAGAGACUACCGAAAUGUCUCCGAUGGAUUCAAAUCCUUUCAAUACUCGAGGUAAAUCUGAACCUCAUGCCCUUGAUUUGGCGAAGAAAGCUAUUCGAGUUAUUGCCAUACGUCUGGCUCCAUGGGUCUAUGGAAGAGGGGGUAGUGGAGUCAAGUUAUUCAUGGAUAUGUCUAAGAAGUCUGGCGCAGUAACAUGUGUCGACGGUGGAAAAAGUCGUACAUCGACCGUUCAUGUGGACGAUGUGGCUCGACUUUAUCUGUUAGCUGCUCAGGAAGCUAAAUCGGGGGAGAUUUUCAAUGCUAGUUCGUCUACCGUUGUUACUUUCCAUCAAAUUUGGGAGGCUAUGGCUACUGCAUUGAAUUUGCCAUUGAAAGAUCUUUCCAUGCAAGAAGCUACUGGGACGGUAGGCCCGGUUCUUGCAAAAUUUAUCUCAACAGAGAAUAGGGCAUCUGGAGCUAAGGCUAGAAAUGUACUAGGGUGGAAGCCGAGCGACGCUAAUAUACUGGAAGAGAUCCGUUCUGUGGCUUCUCAAAUCUAGGAGUUGUAGUGAGUGCACCAUGAGGCCUUGAUGGAGAACAGCCUCAAGAAUAUGUAUUAGAAUGUAGCUAUUGAUUUAAAUCAUUUGAUCUUCAAAAUCAGGCGCA
This is a messenger RNA of Sclerotinia trifoliorum, 1233 nucleotides long. The record is from the annotation of a GenBank genome assembly. NCBI's taxonomy places the organism in Eukaryota, Fungi, Ascomycota, Leotiomycetes, Helotiales, Sclerotiniaceae.